This is a messenger RNA of Benincasa hispida (wax gourd), 2085 nucleotides long. It is a transcript of the gene MGP4, whose product is annotated as Nucleotide-diphospho-sugar transferase family protein. Gene Ontology annotation, cellular component: Golgi apparatus. Gene Ontology annotation, biological process: rhamnogalacturonan II biosynthetic process. Gene Ontology annotation, molecular function: UDP-xylosyltransferase activity. NCBI's taxonomy places the organism in Eukaryota, Viridiplantae, Streptophyta, Magnoliopsida, Cucurbitales, Cucurbitaceae. The record is from RefSeq and is a predicted model, not a curated record.
ACUUAUUAGUUAAUAAACUGCUAAAACAGCUCCCCGCCAUCGCUUGCUCCCUUGAUCUCCCUCUCAGAUCCUCACUUUCACUCCUCACUCUUUAUAUUCCUAUUCCUUCCGGUCUUCAACAACCCCCAAAUCGCCGGUGGGGCUUGAUUUCCGACGACAAGAUCACAUUGUUCAAUUGGAUUUAACCGUUGCAAUUUCCCAUGGUUAAGUUCAGCGGAUCUGUAUGCCAUUGCCAAUGGUGUUUUGUUUCCUCUAAUUUCUGAUUGAUCCGAUUAUCGGCAGGGAAACUGUGCCAUCUGGUCUGCAUUCAUUUAGAUAGGCUCUUAAUUGGUUUCUUAAGCUCGAAUCUAGCCUUGGGAGUUCUAUUUUCCUACUCGAGAUGGAUUGGGAGUUCUUAUGUUCAUUUAUUAUAUGAAUGCCCUAAUUUGCUGAUUGAUUUUGCAAUUUGUUUCUUGGACGAAUGAUUCGUGGGUAGUUUUCAUGUUCCUCUUUCUGUCCAAGGUUGUAGAGAUUUAUUUGAAAACGGUUUGGCACUGUUCUGUGUUUUUUUUUCAUUACGAAAAUGUCGUCGAUCUUGCACCAAAGAUCCACUCACAGCUCACUGGCAAAUUCAUACCCACUUUCUCCUCGUUCUUCCUCGAGUUCUGAGAGAUCAUUUUCCAUAUUCAGCCCUAUAAACCUACUUGUUCUGCUUUGUCUCAUUGUGAUUCUUGGAGUUUUCUUGCCCUGGAUGAAUAUACAAGAGAGUAUUUUCUCAACCUCCAAGGUGUCAAACACUAAAUGGCGACAAUACUCAUUGGCUGAAGCUGCGUCGUUCGUUGCGAGGAAUGGGACUGUAAUUGUUUGUGCUGUCAGCCAACCCUACUUGCCCUUUCUCAAUAAUUGGUUAAUUAGUCUUACUCGGCAGAAGCACCAUGAGAAAGUUCUUGUUAUUGCUGAGGACUAUGCAACGCUCUAUAAGGUGAAUGAACGGUGGCCAGGGCAUGCAGUGCUCGUCCCACCAGCUCCUGAUGCUCAAACGGCUCAUAAAUUUGGUUCUCAGGGAUUCUUCAACUUUACUUCCCGAAGACCACAACACCUACUACACAUUUUGGAGCUUGGUUAUAAUGUUAUGUACAAUGAUGUUGAUAUGGUAUGGCUGGCUGAUCCAUUUCCUUAUCUGCAAGGGAAUCAUGAUGUGUACUUCACAGAUGACAUGGCUGCAGUAAAACCUUUGCACCACUCUCAUGAUUUGCCACCUCCGGGGAAAAAGGGCCGCACUUACAUAUGCAGCUGCAUGAUUUUCCUACGCCCCACAAGUGGAGCAAAACUGGUCAUGAGGAAGUGGAUUGAGGAACUUAAAUCUCAGCCAUGGUCCAAAGCAAAGAAGGCAAAUGAUCAACCUGCUUUCAAUUGGGCACUAAAUAAAACUGCUGGAGAGGUGGAUCUAUACCUGCUGCCACAGUCAGCAUUCCCAACAGGCGGACUAUAUUUCAAGAACCAGUCAUGGGUUCAAGUAACCAAGGGAAUGCACGUUAUUAUACAUAAUAAUUACAUCACAGGCUUUGAGAAGAAGAUUAAGCGUUUCCGAGAAUUCAACCUGUGGUACGUGGAUGAUCAUACUCUCGAAUCUCCUCUUGGUCGAAUAUGAGAAAUUAAUAGGCGUUAUCAUGGUUCUUCCUGCAAUACAAGUGAUUCAAUUAGUGGAAAUGACGAGCAAUCCAACUGCAGUGGAAGGCCGCUCUAUUAUUGUUCAUCAGCCUUAGGUUGGUACUAUAUUUCAUUCACAAUUUGUUAUCAUGGCAACAAUGUAGCAGCAUAUAGUAAGAUUAUCAUCAUCAUUCAUUGAACAUUUAGUUUUGAUUAGUCAUUUUACUCUAAGAAGUUCAUUCAGUUUCAUUUAUCAAAUUCUUUUGAAAUUUUGUUUGUAGAAGUUAUAUACUUUUGGAACUUUAGGGAAGGGCUUUCCACCGGAGUACAUGGGAAUUUGUAACAUUCUUGUAUGGUCAAAUUCUUAACAUGCUUAAUACUUCUGAACUAAACCAUAACUUGCAAUAUUGUACUUGAACUCUCCCUUAACACAAAUGCAUUCUAAGUUCGCACUCU